Triticum dicoccoides is the source of this 1899-nucleotide messenger RNA. RefSeq names its product polyubiquitin 11-like. The record is from RefSeq and is a predicted model, not a curated record. Bases 170 to 1252 code for a protein of 360 amino acids. Gene Ontology annotation, molecular function: protein binding. Lineage: Eukaryota; Viridiplantae; Streptophyta; Magnoliopsida; Poales; Poaceae. The transcript is spliced from 6 exons.
UGCCUUUGGGUCUAACAUGCAUUGAGCUCAAGCAUCCCAUCGACCUCGUGGACAUGCAUUGAGCUCAUCUGCUUUCCGUUCCAGCCUUCCAGGGGCACUUCUGGGUGCUAGCAUACGGAAGUGAGGGGGCAAAAAAAAAUAAAAAAUAAAAAAUCAAUCUUUCGUCUCGAUGAGCGGCGGCGGUUCGGGGGCGGCGCCGGCUGCGGAGAGCGGGGGCGCCGGAGAUUCCAUCAGGCGUCUCCAUGACCGGCUCGAGUCGAUGCUGCCGCGGGUGGAGGCGCUCGCCGCCGACCGCGCGCGCGUGGAGGAAACCAACAGGGCCCAGCACGAGCUGCUGGGAGCCCUUUAUGCCCACCUCCUCCAGGCGGAGGCGAGCAGGGAUAGGUGGAAGGCGGCCUACACUGAGCUUCAUCCCGGUACUAAUCCCAAGCUCGCCGAACUUCAAGAGAGAGACGUGGUGGAUUCCCAAGCCUGUGAAACUCUUCCUGAUUCCAAUAACUCUCAGCUGCAGGAGACUAGUGAGGAUACCAGUGAAAUGGAGCUUGAACAGAACACGAUGCAGAUCUUUGUCAAGAUCAACUUUUCAUAUUUUCGCAAAAAAAGAAAGAUCCACUGUUUAAAGACUGUCAGUCUUGAGCUCACGGGAUCACAUACGAUCUUCGAUGUCAAGGAUAAGAUUCAAGACAAGGAGGGCAUCCCUGCACGCAAGCAGAGACUCAUAUUUGGCAGUAAGCUGCUGGUGGGCAGCUGUACGCUGAAGGACUACAACAUCGUGGAGGAGUCUACCCUCAUCCUUGAGUUUCCCCCCGAGGGAAUGCACGUCAUGGUCAGGACACUGACUGACAAGAUCAUGGCUACUGAGGUUGAGGGAGAAGAUAGCAUAUACAGUGUGAAGGUAAAGGUUUUCAAUGAAACUGGUGUUCCCCCAGGCAGGCAGCAUCUCAUCUUUGCUGGGAACGUGAUGGAGGACAGCCGCACCUUGGCUGACUACAACGUGCACAAUGAGGCUACCAUUUAUCUUGUGUUCCGCCUUAUCCGCAUCUUUGUCAGGACGGUUACUGGGAAGAAAAUCUUUGAACAUGCGUUUAUGCAAUCACAGACAAUUGACGACAUCAAAGCAUGGAUAUACUAUCAGGUGGGCAUUCUCCCGGAGCAGCAGCAACUCUCUGACCAGGGCGGCGCCCCCCUGGGCGAGGAGAUCUGUCAUUCGUGCACCCUUGUUCUGCGGAUCCGUCCACCUGGUGAUCAGUGAGAUGCAGCGUUCUUGUUACUAGUCUGACCGGAGUCUUACCUGUAGUUUAGAGAUGGAAGUAAAUUGGUCCUUGGCUGAUGGUUGUAUUAGUGAGACUGUAGCGAAGAGCUGGUUUCGUAUAUGGGGUCGUUUUGGUACAGUGUGAUUUGUCUCUGUGCACAUCUUGUGCUCUUUGAGAGUUGAUGGUGUGCAGUAGUGUCCAGUCUGCUUAAAGCAUGAAUUGCAGUAGUGUCCAGUCUGCGAUCAGUCGUUGAUGCACUGGCCACCGUACAAAUGUCGAUUUUCCAGGUCCCAUUUGGAAUUGCGUGCAUGCGAGAUGCUCGACAGCCACCAUUGAGACAUGGACGUGCUUUUUGUCAUGCCCGACCUAUCCACUAGUAAGCACAGCUGGGUGGUGGGCCAUCUCUUUGAUGCUAGUCCCAGUCCCACAUGGAAGUCGCAUGGAGUCAAGGCUAUACAGCAGAGGAAGCACAGGAGGAGGGUAGCGAAUGAAUGAAUGUUCUGAAUCCCAUCUCGUGUUCUUCUGGUCCUCACCCCCUUCUCUGAUUCCUCACCUCAAUUCUCCCAAAUUAUCCCAAAUCUAUCAAAAUACUGAGCUGAUUUGUGCAUCCUCGAUCCAUCCAACGAUCGGGUCAUGAUAGUUUUGG